This is a messenger RNA of Medioppia subpectinata, 1479 nucleotides long. The record is from the annotation of a GenBank genome assembly. Lineage: Eukaryota; Metazoa; Arthropoda; Arachnida; Sarcoptiformes; Oppiidae.
GUAUUAUAUGAUGGAUGGUAUGGACAGCACAGAUGUGUUGAGUUGUGUUGAGUGCCCCACAAAUCACAUGACAUUUGUUUGCAUUGAAUGUUAUGUUUUUGUUUUCAUACGAAACGCAACCAAAAUAUAGUCAUUAAUAAUCACAACAAUCACUUGAAUUGAGUUAUGGAUCACACCAUCGAUGGUCAGCAAAGAAGUGACGAAAAGACGGAUCAAUCGAGUGAUGGCUUAGAGAGCGCUGCGAACGAAGACAUAUUGACGCCAUCGACGACUUCGUGGUGGACUUCUUGGGUCCAAAAGUCGAGCGAUACGUUUGAGUCAAUUAAGAAGGAUUUGAAUGAAUUGAAAGCAACGGUUCAAACGGAUGGCCUCGAAGUGGUCUCAAACACGGCUUCAUAUGUGAGCCAAACCAUGAAAGAUACCAUUACUGGUAUCAGUCAUACGAUGGCUCCAGACUUUGACCAAAGCGAUGAACAGAGACCUGAAGUGAGUGGCGUUGAAGAGCCGACGGACACCAAUAAGUCGAGUGACGUCACGAGUGGUCAGAAAGAGGGUGAAGAGGCGUCUGCAGAGGCGAAGGGCUCGGAUUGGGACGAAUGGACCGCAGACUUGACUAAUAAAGCGAAACAUAAGUUGAAUGCUUUGAUGGGAAACAUUGCGGACGCUUUCCUUAUCAACAGAAAUUACUUCGAAGACGAGGACGAGAUGUAUGUCUUGAGCGGCGAUAAGUUGGUUGCGAUCGAGAAAUGGCAACAAUUGCUGAAUGAGGUGCAGAUUAAUGCCGACACUUACUGUCGUGAACCGAGUGGUCCGCCCGAACACUACGAGAGUUGGUUAAUGACAUUCAAUCUGAUUGACUAUCAAAGACAAAUGGAUCACAUGCUGCAGACUGUGCCACAGAUGAGCGACUUCUACGCACAACUCGUUCCCAACUCUUUGUCAGACGUGGAGUUUUGGCACCGAUUUUACUAUAGAGUCCAUCAGUUGAGAGAAAGCGAACGCAAGAAGAUUGAGGACAACGCGAAUGAAUUGAAGUGCGAAUCGGUGUCCGAAAUGGAGACUAAUUUGAAUCGAAAUCAAAAAUCUGUUGAAAUAAAGCUUUUAGAAGAAAAGAGUUCUGUUUUUGAAUCGCAACAAAUGAGAGAUGAGUUACAAUCGAUGGCCAGCAAUGAGUGUUCAGACGUGAGAUCUUGCGGUGAUUCGAGUGACGCCCAAAAGUCAGACACUGGAAGCGAUGAUUGGGAGAAGACUGACAUUCCAGUCAGCGAUGAAGACAUUAAAGAUUGGGUUAAAUGCGAAUGAUUUAUAUUUUACUUUUAAUUACUUUUAAUAAAUAUAUGUAUAAUAUUUAUGUAUUGUAUAUAAAAAAUAUUUCGUAUUUAAGAAAAUAUAUUUAAAUGUUUUUUUAGUGCCAUUAUAUGAAGUGAUUCUUAUAUUUGUUUCUUUCAAUCGUUUCAUUUUGCAUCAAAUCUUUGGCCG